Messenger RNA from Podospora pseudocomata, 837 nucleotides. RefSeq lists its product as uncharacterized. Gene Ontology annotation, biological process: allantoin catabolic process. The transcript has a single exon. The record is from RefSeq and is a predicted model, not a curated record. Lineage: Eukaryota; Fungi; Ascomycota; Sordariomycetes; Sordariales; Podosporaceae. Gene Ontology annotation, molecular function: ureidoglycolate lyase activity; ureidoglycolate hydrolase activity. The coding region runs from base 1 to 837 and encodes 278 amino acids.
AUGCCUUCUCCAACCAAGAACAUCACGCUUACUGUUCCAAAACUGGUGUUCGAAGCGGUACCCCUCACCCAGGAAGCUUUCGCUCCGUUCGGGGACGUGAUCAACAACCCUCGACCAGACUUGCACCCAUUCUCUGCCACAUCAGUACCCUCACUCCCCUUUGAUGGAAUCUCCGCCAACCAAGGCUCAGCCAUUAAAUAUCAACAUGUCUCUCGCCAAAUCAACCUCUACCCCCAGGCUCCCAGUGCCGUCCCAGGGGUCUCGGUAAUGAACAUCUUCAUCUGUGCUUCACGGAUCAGUAUCCCAACCUCGUCCGCGUCACCAUCACAACCACCACCCCCAGCUACCGCAUUCCCUGUGCGUGUAUUGGAGCGCCAUCCUUUCACAACCCAGACUUUUAUCCCUCUCUCGGCACCUGAAAAUCAGCACUAUCUUGUUAUCGUGGCGUCUACCCUCCCACCCGCUGAUGCAGACGCAGAUUUGCCAGUUCCAGCGAAUCUCACGACCACAGACCUAGCAGGAGCCUCUUAUCCCCGCCCCCUCCCUGGCAGGGGACUUCCCGAUCUCAGCGGACUGCGUGCCUUCGUUGCCACAGGCAAGCAAGCUGUGACAUACGGUGCGGGGACUUGGCACGCGCCCAUGGUGGCUGUUGGGAAGCCUGGCACAGCACUUGAUUUUCUGGUGGUGCAGUUUGCGAAUGGAGUCGGGGAAGAGGACUGUCAAGAGAUCUACUUCAAGGCUGAAGGGGAAGGAAAACAAGGGGUUGUUGUUGAGUUGACCCCGGCCUCCAAGCCUCAAGACUUGGGGCCUAUGGGUUCGAGGCUGGCUAGGCUGUGA